This is a messenger RNA of Acaulospora colombiana, 525 nucleotides long. NCBI's taxonomy places the organism in Eukaryota, Fungi, Glomeromycota, Glomeromycetes, Diversisporales, Acaulosporaceae. The record is from the annotation of a GenBank genome assembly.
AUGUCGCUGACCUUCUGUCGAACCAUAACACAAAAUUUCCUGUCCCCCAUACCCACACUUCUUAAAAGUUCACCGCCACACAAAUUCAUUCCAUCUCCUCAAAUCCGUCACUAUACUGCCCGUAAACCGAAAAAGCCCACAAAACUUUCUGCACCAAUAUGGGACGAGAGAAAACUUGAUGAUGGUAGUUUAUUUAUCUCCCGUGUGCCACUAGUUCCUCGAAAGAUUACAAUGGAUCAAUUGCCACCGCCCCUACGACCCGUCAGCGAACUCAAAAAACGUCAACACACUGAAGAGCAAAAGGAGGAAAUGAGAAGAUUGAGAUGGCAAGAUCCCAGGAAGUAUACUUGUGCUGUAUUGAGUAAAAUGUUUGAUUGCCCAUCGCUUAUGGUUGCUCGAUUUGCACCACUUCCACCGGUGAGAAUGGAAAUCCUUAAAGCUAGUAAAGAGAUUGCCUAUAGUAAGAUGGGUUGGAAGAAGCGAAUAGUCAAGAUGGAGAGAGCCAGAAGGAGAGCUUUGUGGUGA